UUUGAUAGCUCGCAGAAACAUUUCUCUGUUUAUGGCAGCGCCUCUUUGCUUAACAUCUUUUGAGGUGUGCAACUGCUAUCAGGACGGUGCGAUUUUGGAGUCAAAGGCCCGGGGUUUUCCUCUUUAUCUCAUAGACGGACACUUCCAGCUUCAUCUACAAAAGCUCCAAUUCACUAUGGCCACUUAUCCAACAACAUGAUUAGGCCUGUCACUUCUCCCAUUCACUCCGUGCUCCGGAGUGGGAUUAGUGACGUUUAUAACGGUUCGCUACUCAUUUGGAUUGGGAACAUGUCUGCCAGUGGCGUUUUCUCCACCUCCCUCGUAGCACCCGCCAUGGUCAUUGCGAAAGGGCUAGAUCCGUAAGCUAUUGUACGUGGCUUGCAUACGAUGCCUCUCGGAGCAUGGAAGACCAUCAUAGUGAUUUAGUUGAAGAAGAACAAUUGUUCAUGUUAUGGUUUGUUCAUCACUUAUCAUAUAGAACCUGUGUACAAGAAACAGCAGACUCUGACGCCAUCCUACUCCACUUGUGGAUCACCCGUUAUGCUGUCCUCUUAUUUCCUUGGGACACAACGGCGUGGAACAUGGGAACUAGAGUUAGUUUCCUCAUUUCCACGAUUAUUUUCUGUCAUUUCAUCCUUCUGUUGGGACAUUGGGCAGUCCGUCUGAUGGAGAACGGCGGAGUGGGGGAACGCGAAAGUGGAUAUGCCAACUCAACCGAGUCUAGCGCAGAUGUGGACCCAGUGCUAUGUCGGGCUUGA
This is a messenger RNA of Periconia digitata, 758 nucleotides long. The record is from the annotation of a GenBank genome assembly. Lineage: Eukaryota; Fungi; Ascomycota; Dothideomycetes; Pleosporales; Periconiaceae.